Ylistrum balloti is the source of this 5958-nucleotide messenger RNA. RefSeq lists its product as uncharacterized. Gene Ontology annotation, biological process: signal transduction. Gene Ontology annotation, molecular function: protein binding. The transcript has 9 exons. Lineage: Eukaryota; Metazoa; Mollusca; Bivalvia; Pectinida; Pectinidae. The record is from RefSeq and is a predicted model, not a curated record. The coding region runs from base 131 to 3406 and encodes 1091 amino acids.
ACGAGGCGUACACAGGAAUUUGUGUUUUCAGUACAUGAGUUGGAGACGAUUUUUCUUCCAUCCCUGGCCCUACGCCACCUUGAUAAAACUGUCACCUGUCAUCAUGUAAGCCUUGAUAUGAAGCUUAGCGAUGGGUGCCAUCCCCAAUGACAUCCACCAAGCCAUCAAAAUACUCAAGACCGAUCCAGAUCGGGUACUCUGGUCCUACACAAGGCGCAUCAGCCUCACCAAAACCAGCAGUGGAAAACUAGGCAUCAAGGUCGACAUUAUCCAGGGUAACAACGAGACUUUUUCAAUAGUGACUAAGGUUAAACCAGAAUGCUGUCUCGGUCAGGGUGAUGUCCUGCAGCUGCUUGACCGUAUCUUGUGUAUCAAUCGUCAGGACGUUACCUCACUUACCCCAACACAACUGUGGGGACUCUUGUCAAGUCUGUCCACCACCAUCACAGAGGUCAUCGUCUGUUCUCUAGUCAGCAUCAGCAACAAAAGAAGUCGGGACCAGGUGUCCAACAGUAGUUGUCGGUCCUGUACAGGUAUGCGUAAGGGUUCUGAUAGUAAACGUCGCCCUGUCGAGUCAGAGCCUCUCUUACAGGGACUGGAGGGGCAUCAGUCACAAGACAGCCGACCAUUCCAUGACAGCACUGGUCUUGGGUCAGGUACAUGCGAGGAAAAUCGGACUACAUCCCUUCCAACAGUAGAUAGCAGGACACAAGCUAUUACUGACAUCAAUGGUCGUACAUGCAGCUCUCUCCCUCCAACCAUGAGUAACCAUCUGUUGGUGAGACCAAGCACCAAUGCUAAUGACUUGCUACGGUUCCCACACUUCAUUCAUUGGGAUCCCAUCACAAAGACAGUGUCUCUCACACGUGGAGCUAGAGGCUCCUUUGGCUUCAAACUCAAAGUCAAAAUGUCAAAGAACGCUGAUGACCUGUACACUCUGGUGGAGUGUAUCACGCCAGAUGGACCCGCAGAUGGUAAGCUCAUGGUUGGUGACUGGAUUCGCUCUGUCAAUGGGCAGCCCCUCCAGAGCCCAAGGGAGGCCAGCAGUAUACCGGACCUCUUGGCUAAGGAGACUACGGUACGAAUAGUUCUACAACGUCCUGAAGGUCUGUCCCAGAAUAUAUUUCCUCCAACCCCGUCCUUGCCAGACCCAGAUGUACAUUAUCCAUCAGUCCCUGGUCUUCCUCUGGCCUCUGAACCACCCAAGAUGCCGGCAUAUCAACGCCUGCCAUCUCACAACUCAGGAAAGGCACGCCCUGUCUUGUGUGAUCCAGUACUACGUGGUGGCAAAAGCUACCGUGUGACACCACUGUCUGAGAGUAACGAUCCACAGGACCCACAGGAUAUUAAUGUUGACCUGUUUGAAUUAAACAGAACAAUUAAUCUGCCCAAAGUACGUGUGUUUCUGUGUGGUAGUGAAGCUCGAGCCCUCGCUCGACUGUUAAUGCCAGGCAUGGUGUCUUCUGAUGGUAACAAUGGCUUGUAUCAAUGUAUUAAGUGCACCAUGGGAAUGGACCGAGAGGGCGCCAUAAGUUUUACAUCCUGGUCUUCAUUUGAUUAUCUUCUUAACGAUGAGCCAUCUUCAAGGUUACAUGCCAGCAAUGAAUCUCUAACAAAAAGUGACAUAUUUAGAGACCGAGAUGACGCAAGUUCCUUCAUCCAUAAAGGCUCCAUCAACGUAGAGUUCUUUAUAAUGCCUGAUGAUAGAUUUAGCCCAGACGACAAAUUUUUCCAUCAUUGUUGUCAGUAUUUAUUCACAAGGACAAGCAUAUUUGUGUUGACAUUCGAUGGGGCAAAAGUUGUGACAUCUACGCAUACAGAGAUUCAGCGUCUACAAAAUGUGAUUCAUACUAUAAGGUGUUUUGAUGGUUAUGAAUGCCCAAUUCUGACCUAUGGAUUAUUGAACAAUGAUGCCUCUGUGGGCGUAGAUGAAGUACGCACACUUUUUUAUCUGCCAUUCGGCCAGCAGAUUCAGAAGUACAAUGUGCCCAUGCCAGAACUGUUUUGCCCUGGAGUUGAGGGUGCCAAGACUAGCGAUGCAAGUCGUCGACUUCAGCGUGGACUUUGGAAGGUUCUUGGUGAGAUGACACUCAAGCAGAAGAUAUCGUUGCCAUCUGUGGCAAUGAUGCUUCAAUUUGAGUCAGUGAGGACUGGCAAACAGAAACUGUUCAUUGACGAGGUAGAAUUCUCAAUCAUGUUUCAGGACGAGGUACCAGGAGGAGGUCAGGACCUCCAGCAGAUAGUCUGGACGGACUUAAAAAAUGUUGGCGAAAUUCUCUCUUCAAAGGCGGCGCCAUUGACUUUACCCCAUGUUCUACACCUUGAUAAGUUUUUGUUCAUUGAUCCCAAAGUUCUUCUGGACUGUGUGCAGAAUGUCAAUGUCUUUCUGCAACAGCUCAAAGGAGUGCAAUCUUUGGAGGGGGCUCGCCAGAAAGGGGUUCGGGGGCUCAGCACUGGCCUCAUAACAGGAGAAGACCUCACAGAUAUCAUCUCACAGCAGUGUCACAGCCACUCGGUUGAAAAAAUCACGCAUCUCCUGGAAAUAUUUGGACUUAUAUUCCGUCAAAAAUCAUUUGGGGCUGAAUCAGGAGGAGUGAAUUACCUAGUGCCAUAUGUGAUUACGGACCAGAGCACACUAGCACCUCCUACAACAGAACCAACAGAACUGUGUUUAUAUGUAGACUUUCGCAUGCAUACAUCAAGUUUGGUGUUUUACCAGCUGGCCUUUGCUAUCAACAACAGCAGUGAUAUUCACAACCUUGCCAUGAUAGGUCCAUCUUCCUGUUGUCUGUCACACCUUGGAUACGACAUCACCCUUCACCAUCACAAGCUUCGUGAUCGAAUACAGAUCAACCUUGCUAGGUCAGAAACAGCUUCCAAGCCUUAUGUAUUGUACCAGUGGUUGCUUAAAGUAUGUAAGGCUACACUGGGGUCAGAGGUCAAGUAUGUGUUAGGUCCAUCUUGUCCACUGCAGGACAGAUGUCUUUUCAUCAACCAGCACCAUUCAGACAUGCAUGUGCUUGACCUGAGUAAACGACAGAUAUGCUGCAGCGAGAAGCUUGACAAUCAUCGCAAGAUCAAAAUAUGGCUACCGAACAUGAUGGCAAAGUAUAUGAACGAGUUACCUCAUAUGAUACUGAGGACGAUCAGCCAGAAGCUGCACCUGGAAACUACCUUUGGUAAUGACUGGAAGCUCCUUGGAGGAUUACUGGGUCUCACUGGAGAUAAAAUCGCCCUUUAUGACACACACAAGGAGCCAGCCUACCAGCUACUUAUGGACCUAGGUCGAAGUCAUCGCCUCACUCUGGCCCAAUUACUCGAACUCCUUCAGCAUCCAGACAUGGAACGCCAUGACAUUACUAGUGUGAUAGAAGACUGGCUGGAUAGCAACCCACAGACACCUUGAGGCUAAACUUCUAUUACUGUAGUGCAGGAAUUCUGGAUAGAUUUGAACCUUACUUUUCACAUUGUACAAUAAUCAGCUUUUGACAGAAUUAGAACUCUCACAAACUAGUGAAGGAAUACUGAAUACUUAGGACCAUAAAUAUAACAUCUAAAAUGAAGUACAUGUUUGUUUUUUUGUGAUUGAAGUAUUGAAAUCCUUAUGUAGAAUCAGUGGAAAUAUGUAACUUUAUUUCAGAGGUCAUAUGAGUAUAUUAAAAUGAAUUGUACAGAAGCUACGUGCACAGCCCUGGCUCAUCUGUGUCACAUUGGUGUUUAUGUUUGUGUUAUUCUUUUUUAAAAUGUUGGUGCAAAUUCAUUCUUAAAAUAUUCAGUUAUUGUAUGAGAAGGUUGAUAUUUGGCCUUUAAGAUUCUUCAAGGGAAGUCAAUUUUACAGGAUAUUUUCUUGUGAAUCCUCAGCACUAUUUCCAAAAUUUUGAUGAGUCCAAUUGCAAAGAGAUAUAGUGGGUUCUCAAAAUUUUCGUCAAGUUUCUGUGUAUUGUCAGAUAAUGUGUUAAAAUUUCACAAAUUUUAAUUGCAACUAACUUAGUUUGUUUCUGAAGACAGCCUGCUAUAUGUAAAUUAGAUAUAUACAUGUAAUACAUUGUGUAAGUAUUAUAUGUACCCAAUAUAUAUUAACACAUUGUGUGACAGUUCUUUCUUUGAGGAAUAAAGUGCAAAUCAUACUACCGGUAAUACAUUUAUUUCUUGUGGUGCAUUUGUCAGUAAAAGCAUUAAGAUUGUGUGAUAUAUAGUUAUAUUUACACACACACUCACGCACACCCACCCACACAUAUACAUAUGUAAGUAUAUAUGUAUACUUAUGUAUAUAUGUAUAAUUAUUAUGUAUAGUAUAUGUACAGUAUUUACACUGAGAUAUAUACAUGUUAAACUUAAAUCUUUCCUGUGUAUUAUAGAACAAAAUUUGAUAGUUUUACGUUGUAUAUAUAAAUAAAUAUGAUAAUAUAUUCCUACACAUUGUGUAAAUGUGACAGUAUUUGAAAUAUAUAGGUAUAAUGUUCUCCAAGAAUUGUGAUUCAGUGAUUAACAGUUUUUGUUCCUAUUGUUUGAUGAAUUAGAAUUUAAGAAGCUGAGAAUUGGAAAAAAUGUGAGAUUUCAGGAAUUUUUAAGGUGGCCUAUUGCAGGAAAUUAGGAUUCAUAAUAAAACAUUAAAACACUUACCAGGGGCCAAAAUGUUAGUGAACUUCAACACAAGCAAAUCAUUUCAGUUUAAGAAACAUGACUUCUGAUAAAGUGUUGUGAUGUCCUACACUGAAGUGUAUUAUAGAGGUCAACAAUACAUGACCUCUGAUACAAUGUUGUCAAGUCUUACACUGUAGUGUAUUGUAGAGGUCACCAGUACAUGACCUCUGAUACAGUGUUGUCAGAUCUUACACUGAGGUUUAUUGUAGAGGUCACCAGAACAUGACCUCUGAUACAGUGUUGUCAAGUCUUACACUGUAGUGUAUUGUAGAGGUCACCAGUACAUGACCUCUGAUACAGUGUUGUCAGAUCUUACACUGAGGUUUAUUGUAGAGGUCACCAGUACAUAACCUCUGAUACAGUGUUGUCAAGUCUUACACUGUAGUGUAUUGUAGAGGUCACCAGAACAUGACCUCUGAUACAGUGUUGUCAAGUCUUACACUGUAGUGUAUUGUAGAGGUCACCAGUACAUGACCUCUGAUACAGUGUUGUCAGAUCUUACACUGAGGUUUAUUGUAGAGGUCACCAGUACAUAACCUCUGAUACAGUGUUGUCAAGUCUUACACUGUAGUGUAUUGUAGAGGUCACCAGUACAUGACCUCUGAUACAGUGUUGUCAGAUCUUACACUGUAGUGUAUUGUAGAGGUCACCAGUACAUGACCUCUGAUACAGUGUUGUCAGAUCUUACACUGAGGUUUAUUGUAGAGGUCACCAGUACAUAACCUCUGAUACAGUGUUGUCAAGUCUUACACUGUAGUGUAUUGUAGAGGUCACCAGUACAUGACCUCUGAUACAAUGUUGUCAAGUCUUGCACUGUAGUGAAUUGUAGAGGUCACCAGAACAUGACCUCUGAUACAGUGUUGUCAAGUCUUGCACUGUAUUGUAUUGUAGAGGUCACCAGUACAUGACCUCUGAUACAGUGUUGUGAUCUCAUAUACAGAGUGUAUUGAAGAGAUCACCCAUACAUGACUCCUAAUACAGUGUUAUCAGGUUUUGUACUGUAUUGUAUUGUAGAGGUCAUCAGACCACAACCUCUGAUACAGUGUUGUGAUGUCCUACACUGAAAUGUAUUUCUAGAGGUCACCAGUAGAUGACUUUUCUAAUGCAAUGGCAGAGAUGAAGACAAUAAUUGUAGUCCCAUUGUUAGGAGAUAACCAGAUGUGAUAUAGUGGGUUAUCUCCCUUCAGUGACAAUGCCAGUGGCUGGACAUACGAUUGGGUUAGGUGAAUUGUAUUGAAGUUACAUAUUGUAUAGUGAACAGAUGCAUGUUUAACAUGAAUUGUUAUCUGAAAUUAUAAAUAUGGUAGAAUUAGA